GGCACCUCCUGCACUGGCGUCAGACACCAGAUCCGCCGCCGAGAGGGCUACAACUGCCCUAACCACGGUGGCUAGAUAGUUCCAUGCUAUGCCCUUUCCCCCUCCUCCUCCGGGGGGUGGGUGCCACAGGUUAGGUUGAUUGCUACUCUACCUUACUAGCUAUAUUGAACAGCAUGUAAGGUAGUAAGCAUGUAUGAGGAGAGGAAGGAAGGGGAAGAAGAGAUCCAGAUCUGGGUUGUUUCGAUGACAAUGAUUUUUUUUUUUACCCAUUAUCGAUAUCCGCCCUCGUGUGUGUCUUGUCUGGAGAUAUUCGCGCGCAGACACAAUGGGGGCGGAUAUUAAGACAAAAGUGACAACCGGAUCUGAGAUGGGGACGGACGGUUAUCUGGCAUCUUCUGUUUCUUUUUUCGUCUUUUUUUUCCCCCUAUUUUCCCUUUUUGAGUUUCAGUUUUCGAUUUCAUAUUUUGGUUCCCUUUGUUCGCGACUAGCCUGUUGCGAAUUGCAAAGAAAAAAAAAUCAGAAAAAAAAUCACCAGGGAGGACAAUUUGAAGUUUUGAAUUGGCAUCGCUCGCACCUGAUUAUCCUGUUUGUUUGUCUCUUCAUCUGUUCUCGUUAUCGUCAUCAUCUGUCGUUGUCAUUGAGAUUAUUUCGGUUUUCUUUCUUUUUUGCUAUUUUUCUGUUUCAUCAUCGCCGCACACACCCCAGAUUUGCAUCAUCUGCAUAAGUUAGUCAGUUCGUUAGUUUUUUUGUUUCUUAUUCUCUUUGUUCCCUUUACGUUUCAUACCACUUCCUUCCC
Aspergillus costaricaensis CBS 115574 is the source of this 796-nucleotide messenger RNA. RefSeq lists its product as uncharacterized. Lineage: Eukaryota; Fungi; Ascomycota; Eurotiomycetes; Eurotiales; Aspergillaceae. The transcript has 2 exons. The coding region runs from base 326 to 724 and encodes 132 amino acids. The record is from RefSeq and is a predicted model, not a curated record.